UCUCCUUUUUCCCUUUCUUCUACAUAAUACUUCCCAGAUGCAUAAAGAAUUUCAUCAGUUGGACGUCACUGAGCAUGUAUUAGAGAAGGGAUUAAUUUCUUUGCAGCUCUGAAAAUAAGUGAAAACCUGUGUAUAUUUACAUAGAAGGAAAGGAUACUUAUCUAAGCUUUUCAAGUGGGCCUAUCACAGUCCAUAAAAGAUUGAGAAUUGUGUUCGUUUUUCAUUCCGAUACUUUUACAGCAAAAAUUAUACUGCAUAAUAUUUUCCUGUGCAUCCACAGAAUCUUUAAGUAUUUUCAAGUGUGCCUAUUGUACUCUGCAGUACUCUGCAGGCCUUACUCUCAACGUGGAAUGCAUGUUUCCAGUCCUUUUUGUAUUCAUGAACAGGAUCGCAGAUGUUUUUCAGCCAGGGUCUGUCAGCUCUCAAAAAAAUCAAGUCACUAGGUGGCUCCUGCCACUUGUUGGGGCUCAAGUGACCUGAGAAAGUAAUUAUCAGUAGCAGAGACUUGUUCUGCCCUUUUCUUCCUCUGGCAGUGCCCUCCACCUACUCUGCAGACAGGGCUACUCCAUCUGCCUUGACAACUUCUAGACAGAAGUGAGAGGAGCAAGGGUCCCAGCAGGGAGGCCACGGGCCAAUGAGUAAAAGAAAGGCAGGCUUCCCCUCUCUCUGCCUCCUUCAACUUUUUCCUGGUGUCCUCGCCCACAUCACACCACCACACCACUGCCAGCUUUCAUUCACCCUCAGCCAUGCCUUCCUAAGUGUAAGCAGGUCAGCAAUCCAGCAGCUGUGCAUCCGUUUAGAGGAAGUCUGACAUUCCAAGGGACAGCCGCUCUGAGCCCAGCGAGUUAGGAAACGGAGGCAAUAGGCAGCUCCCAGCUUUCAUGUGUUGUUGGGAUGUUAUUAAAUCCGGUGGAGUUAGGGUACUGGGACAGGGUGCCCAACCCUUGUCCUGUUGCCCUGAGUUCCCAUCGCUGCUGCCAAGCCCGGCUCAGCAGCGGGCAGGGGAUCUCAGAGCCAGCGUAGGUCACCCCCUCUUCCCCCAGCUCACGGCGGUUGGUGGGCGAGCGUCCUGGGCAGCUGGGAUGAUGAAACCCAUCCCACCAGCAGAAUGGGACUCCCCUCAAAAGCCCGCCCUCACCCCUCCUUCCUUCCUCCCUCCAGUGCUAAAAGGUCUGGCAGGAAGGAGCAACAGCUGCAGCAGACUGGGCAGCCUUCCUGGGAAGAUGCAGCUGCUCCUGCUCCUGGCAGCCUUCCUCCUACCCCCUGGGGCUGGGGCAGGGGAGAUCAUCGGAGGCCAGGAGGCCAGGCCUCAUUCCCGCCCAUACAUGGCAUAUCUUCUGAUCCAGUCUCCAGAGGGCCUGAGCAGCUGUGGGGGGUCUCUGGUGCGAGAAGACUUUGUGCUGACAGCAGCUCACUGCUGGGGAAGAUCCAUAAUGGUCGUCCUGGGGGCCCACAAUAUCGGGAGGGUGGAAAGUACCCAGCAAUAUAUACCUGUGCUCAGAGCCAUCCGCCACCCUGAAUAUGAUCAGCAGAACAUCCGGAACGACAUCAUGUUGUUGCAGCUGCGGUCUAGAAUCAGACAGAAUCAAGCCGUGAGGACUGUGGCCCUGCCUCAGACCCAGGCCAGGCUGGGUCCUGGGGCCUCAUGCACCGUGACAGGCUGGGGCCUGGUGGGCCCGAACAGGCAGACAGACACACUCCAGUACGUAGAGCUGACCGUGCAGAGGGAUGAGGUGUGCAGCAACCGCUUCAUGUCCUACACCGGCCAAACACAGAUCUGUGUGGGGGACAGAAGGGAGAGGAAGUCCGCUUUCCUGGGGGACUCCGGAGGCCCCUUGGUGUGUGACAGUGUGGUCCGUGGCGUUGUCUCCUAUGGAGAUAUCUUGGGUACCCCUCCAGCAGUCUUCACCAGGGUGUUAAGCUUCAUGCCCUGGAUAAAGAGAACAAUGAGGCGCUUCAAACAGCAAGGCCAGACUAAGACCACCCUGUAAUUAACUUCACCAGCUCCAAGGGGGUUUCCAGAGCCUUAAUAAACAUCUGUGCCUAGAGAGGAAAUAACCAGUUUCUCAUUUGUUCAUUAAGCAUCAUUUAGUACACAACAAAUGUGUGCCAAGACAGAGGCUGAGCUCUUCCAGGAGAAUGGGGUCCCUUCCCCAGGACAAAUGAACCCCUCCACACCUUCCUAGGGAUCAGGAGAAGCUUCUUCCCUGCUCCAAGCCACCCAUUCCCCCCAUCUCUCCUCCCCAACGGCCUCAGAGAACGAUAGAACAUACUGCUCCCCAAGACAACAUUCUCUACUCUCCACCCUACCAAGGCUCCCCUACAAGGUAUGAAAGUACCACAGCAUGUGCUGUUGGUGUGUCAAACAGGAAGACCAAAGGGACACAACUGAAUUUCCAACAAGGCCCUUUUUAACAUAGAAUAAAGGUAGCAUCUCAAAUUCCUGGGAACAAUGAACUUUUAACAGAUAGUGUUAGAACAACCAGACAGCUACUGUGGGGAAAAGAUAAAAUUGGGUCCGUGCUUCACACCAUAGUCCAAAAUAAACCUCAAAUGGAUCAGAAAUCUAAAUGUAGAAAGCUAAACCAUAAAAGUACUGGACAAAAAAAUUUGCUGGCUUAAAAACAGCUAACAAACACCCAUGUUCACAGCAGCACUGUUCCCAGUGGCCCCAAAUAUCUAUUGACAGCUAGUCCUUCUCCUUAACCCCAUGCCACACCAGUUCCCACGUAUUAUAGACCAGUGUUCUCAUUUGCAAUGUGACAAAGGUCUGCUUCUUGUUUUGAUAAAGUUAUACAAAACUCCACAUA
Messenger RNA from Manis pentadactyla (Chinese pangolin), 2810 nucleotides. Its product is annotated as cathepsin G-like. Gene Ontology annotation, molecular function: serine-type endopeptidase activity. Gene Ontology annotation, cellular component: cytoplasm; intracellular membrane-bounded organelle. The record is from RefSeq and is a predicted model, not a curated record. The transcript is spliced from 5 exons. The coding region runs from base 882 to 1991 and encodes 369 amino acids. Lineage: Eukaryota; Metazoa; Chordata; Mammalia; Pholidota; Manidae. Gene Ontology annotation, biological process: proteolysis.